AUGAGGGAGACUGUAGAAGCUGAGGGCUCUGAAUUGAUUCUUGAAUUCCUAAACGAAAUGCUAAACUUUGAAGAUGAGAUUGUUCAACAAAGUAAGGUUUUGGGUUCAGAUGAAGCACAACUUCAAGAGUUAAAGAAAGAAAAAUUUGGUUUAAAGCUUCGUAUUUAUCAUCUAGAGGAAGCUCUUCGUAAAAGAUAUGGAGAAUCAAACGAAGACUGGGAAAUGGAGGAAGAAGAGUUAAGAGCACAGCAGUUAGAAGAAGAGGUCAAUGAGUUAAUGAGACAGUUAAAUGAAACUUCCACUCAAAAGUUAAAGAUAUUAGAAGAAGAGUUAGCUCAAACAAUAUCUGAAUUGGAAAAUGCACAAAAAACUAAUGAACUUAAAGAUCGUAAAAUUCAAGAACUUGAAUUAGAAAUUCUGCGAGCUACAAACAAAAUGGCUGCCAUGGCAACAGAACAUGCUCAACAAAUGCAGACUCUUACAGAUGAAAUCAACAAACUUAAAGCUACUCUAGAAGAGAAAGAUGAACUGCUGAGACAAAGAGACAGAGAGAUACUUGAACUCAAUCGUCAGUUAAGAGAACUACAACGUCAGUUAAGAGAAGUAACAGAUACAGCUGAACAACUUAGGAACAGAUUAGCAGCCAAAGAAGAAGAAUGUCUUGAAAAAGAACGAGAGAUGGAAUUGGCUGAUUUAAAAGCACAGCUCUCUCAAUUGAGAGCAGAACUAGCAGAAAAAGAUACAGCUUUGUCAGCUGCUAGGACUGCAGCUCACAGUACUAACAUUAAUGCACAAGAGGACACAGAGGAGAGAUUAUUACAAGCUACAACAGCUCAUGCAGCAGAAAAGGCUAAAUUACAAGCUCGUCUCAAAGCACAAGAACAUGCUCUACAAACAAAAGAUUCUGAGAUAGCUAGUUUAAGACAAGCUGUACUUACUAAAGAUAAAAUCAUAUUGAUUGAUCAUAUUAUCAUCUCUCAGAAUUAUAUCAGGACACUAGAGGAGGCUGCUGCACAUAACACAAGUGCUUAUGAUGAAGCCAAACGUGUUAUGGAACAAUUGAAAGAACAGGUACUGAGACUAGAAGCUCAAAUUAGAGAACUCAGUCGCUCUCCUGGUAAAGUCUCUGUGAGUGUAGAAACUACGCCCACUAAAGGAGCUACUCCAACUGGAGCAGAUGCCUCUCCGUUGGAUGAAUUGGCAAAACUUCAGAAACAAUUUCAAUCAUUAACUCGUAAACAUGGAGGAGACAAAGAAGAUUUGAACUCAACUCUUCAAUUGCUAGACAAUUUACAAAAAGAGAAUGAACGUCUCCUUCAUGAAUUAGAGAUAGAAAGAGAAAGAGUUAAAGUCGAAGGAGACAAUCAAUUACUAGUUUUAAAAGAACAGCUUGCUCAUGCAAGGAGAAAGAUCAGUGAGUUAGAAAGACAAUGUGCUGAUAGGAGACGUUUGCAAGAGGAAUUGGAUCGAUUGAGAUCUGAAAUAGCUCGACUUCAAGCUCAACUAGAGGUUGAAGAAGAUGCUAACAGAAGACUAAGAAUUGAGACCACAGAGUUACGUCUAGCUAACUUGAGGAGAUCUACAGCGAAUGAUAUGGGCUCAACAACUUCUUUACCUAACCUUCAUGGUACUGAUGGUGAUAACUGGAUGGCUACAGCCUCUAGUUUCACACUUGGGGACCGACCUGAUCUGAGCGAGUUGAUUCAAAAACAUCGUGAAGUGACUCGCUUGAAUCAGGAACUCCAACGUAAGUGUGAAGAGAGACUCCAUGUUUCUCCUCGCAGUAGUAGACCUGCUAGUGCUAGUCAUAGUGUGAGUUAUUGGCAAAUACGUCUGAAAGAACAGGAACAAAAUUUGAAACAAGAAAUGAAAGAGAAAGAACGCAUUCUAAAUACUCGGCUGCGACAACUUGAAGAUGAACUUCGAAUCAGUGAAGAGAGGAAAGGAGCCUUGCAACAUGAGUUAACUACUGCUUUCACUGCCUGUAAGAACAAAGAGAAAGAACUUGCAAGGUAA
This is a messenger RNA of Gigantopelta aegis, 2016 nucleotides long. RefSeq names its product spindle pole body component 110-like. The transcript is spliced from 10 exons. The record is from RefSeq and is a predicted model, not a curated record. Bases 1 to 2016 code for a protein of 671 amino acids. NCBI's taxonomy places the organism in Eukaryota, Metazoa, Mollusca, Gastropoda, Neomphalida, Peltospiridae. Gene Ontology annotation, cellular component: microtubule organizing center.